Messenger RNA from Betta splendens (Siamese fighting fish), 1852 nucleotides. Its product is annotated as G-protein coupled receptor 151. The record is from RefSeq and is a predicted model, not a curated record. The coding region runs from base 363 to 1496 and encodes 377 amino acids. Lineage: Eukaryota; Metazoa; Chordata; Actinopteri; Anabantiformes; Osphronemidae. Gene Ontology annotation, cellular component: membrane. Gene Ontology annotation, biological process: G protein-coupled receptor signaling pathway. Gene Ontology annotation, molecular function: G protein-coupled receptor activity. The transcript has a single exon.
ACCUGCACCUCUGACACGUCACGCGGGUCAUAAUGGCUCUGAGCCUUUGAAUGCAAAUCGCAUCACGCUGCGCUCACAUUUGGGCUGGAGCCUGGAGCAACGCUGGUGAAAUGACGUGAGUGGUUGACGAUGCUAAAUGGCUGCACUUGAAAUACCUGCGAGGCGGUUCACCCACUUGCUGAUGCGACCACGAGCCCAUUAGCAGCGUUUCAGCACCGUGGCGCGCAGAACAGCUCCUGCGCCUCUGACGCUAAACGUGCGGAGAAAAGUGGAACCAGAAAACAAGAAAGACGCAGUUUGGUGCGUUUUCUGCUCCUUCACCCACUUUCAGGACUUUUACUCAUAAAUUCAAGGGGCGAGAGAUGGAUAUUGAUCGACCAGCAAAUGUCUCCUUUCUUGAUUUCGUUGGAGGAGUUCAACUUCUCCAAAGCGAGGAGACCAGAACAGCCAUGCCUAUAGUUCUGAUUGGGAUCUGCGUGUCCGGAGCAGUCGGGAACCUGCUCGUUUUACUCAUUUUCAUCCGCGACUUUAGGAACGGAAAGGGCUCCGAGGUGAAGGCGCUGCUCGCCUCUCUGGCCUCCACGGACAUGGUGAUACUGUUGCUGUGCGCGCCCGUGCGCGCGGUCACCUACUACAAGCAGACCUGGACCCUGGGAAGCUUUGUUUGCAGCACCACCGACUGGUUCCAGCAUUCGUGCAUCGUCGCAAAAACUUUGAUCCUGGCAGUGACCACCAGGGCGAAACACACGCUGGUUCCCAGCGCCGCCACGGGUCCCCUCCACAGCCCGACGUGGAUCCACGGAGCCCUGGCGUUUGUCUGGAUCGUGUCCAUGAUGUUCCCCCUCCCGCAGCUGCUCUUCGCCACCACGGUGCAGCGCAGCGGCGACGCCGUCUGCGUGUCUGAAAUGCCGGUGUGCGCGUCUGACUUCAUGAGCCUGUUCUACAAGAUAUAUCCCACGGCGACCUUUGUGGUGCCGAUCAUCCUCACCCUCGCCUACUACACCAGGACGCUGCACGCCGCCGUGAACCACGCGCCGUGCCCGCAGCACCAGAGCAAAGUCACCCUGGUCCUGAUGUGUCUCAGCGGCGCCCACGCGCUGAUGCUGCUGCCAGAGUGGGGCACCUUCACCUGGAUCAGACUCGGGUUCAACAGACCUCCCGUGGGUCUGCUGAUUUUUGCGCAGGUGCUCCUUUACGCGUGCAGCUCGCUCUCCCCGGUCAUCCUGAUGACCAUGUACGACGACGUGCGCGAGGGGCUGAUAAACAUCUGGUUCAUCGCCACCUGCAGACGCUCGAAGCGCCUCCCCGGCAAGACAAUACCCACCACGGAGGGCAACGGAGCGGAGGUGGGCGCCAACGCGGUGUCCAACGCGGUCUCCCAGGACAAGGACAAGAGCAUCCCAGAUGUGGAGCACUUCUGGACGGGGCGCAGGAACACGCAGGUCGACGACAACCAGGAUCCGAUUCCGUGGGAGCGAGAGGAGAAAAUGUUGUAGUAUGAGAAGUGAACGUCUUUAUCUUUUAGCAGAUCUCAGCUCGUGCUCAGCUGGUUUCUAGUUCGUUGCUCCACAGUGCAGACCCUCGCUGAAAGGCGGUAGCGGCCAGUUCGAUGUCGUCAGAUUGGUUAGAUGUAAUAUAAUAUUGUACACUAUCGUAUUUUGAUGUUUUAAUUGACUCUUUGAAUAUUGUUCUUGCCUGCAGUAUUUCUGUACUGUCAAGUCAACCUUCAUUAGGGAAGGACUGUAUAAAGAAGUCACUGUAAAUAUUAGAAAGGUCAAGCGUUAAAGGGUUUGUUGUGAUUGUGAACUAGUGAUGUAUAAUAUGGAUAUUAAAAUGUUCUCAAAUAAAGACA